Molecule: messenger RNA, 1673 nt
Organism: Magnolia sinica
Lineage: Eukaryota; Viridiplantae; Streptophyta; Magnoliopsida; Magnoliales; Magnoliaceae
Product: beta-glucuronosyltransferase GlcAT14A-like
Exons: 4
Coding region: 411-1655 (414 amino acids)
Cellular component (GO): membrane
Molecular function (GO): glucuronosyltransferase activity
Source: RefSeq, a predicted model, not a curated record
CAUCAGUAAUUCGGACCCAUCAUCGUGCAGACCUUCAAAAUUUCAACGUUAGUCCUACGUUCUCUUCAAAAUCUGUGUUCUCUGUUUAUAGCUCUGUUUCAUUACCAUCUAUCUUCAAAAACUCCAAUAUUUCUAUUUUGAUUUUGAUUUGUUAUUGUUUUCCAAGGAUUCUUCUCACCUUCUUUGUAUUUGCUUCAACAGAUCUAUCAAAAAACCCAAAAUUCACAUUGUUCAGGCGCCAACGAUGGAUUGCUUUGCUCGAAUUGCAGAAGCCUUAUAUGCAAACGGAUCUUUUUCCACAUUUGAAAGCGUAUUCUGAGUUGAAAAAUUACGCAAGUUAGAGGAAACUUCAGCUGGGAUGUGAGCAAAUUGGAAUUUUGAAUUCAUAAAAGAUCGUGUUUCAGGAAAACAUGAACAGGAAAUCAGCAUUCCCUCUCAUUAUAAUCUCAAUCAUCUUUGCUUUCCUUCUCAUGAUGUCCUCCAACAUGAACUCCAUUUUAUCGAUCCACGGCGUCAAUUCAGUUUUAUCAAAAUUCCAAGCUCGUUUAAUUGAAAAUGAGAUAGACCCCAUCUUCGUAGAAUCGGAGAUUUCAUCGACCCCACCGUCAGAUCGCUCCAUCCCUCGGCUGGCAUAUCUGAUAUCUGGAUCUAAAGGCGAUUUAGAGCAGCUUUGGAGGACUCUGCAUGCAUUAUAUCACCCUUUGAACCAGUAUGUAGUGCAUUUGGACUUGGAAUCGUCGGCUGUUGAAAGAUUGGAACUUGCAACCCGUGUGGAGAGGGAACCGAUCUUCUCGAAGGUUGGAAAUGUACACAUGAAUACUAGAGCUAAUAUGGUCACUUACAGAGGACCGACGAUGAUCGCAAAUACCCUCCAAUCCAGUGGUCUUCUUCUCAACAAAAGCAAGGAAUGGGACUGGUUUAUAAAUCUCAGCGCUUCUGAUUAUCCAUUGGUGACGCAAGAAGACAUUCUCUACGCAUUUUCCUACCUGCCGAGAAAUCUGAAUUUCAUAGAGCACACUAGUCGCCUCGGGUGGAAGGAGAAUGAAAGGGCAAAGCCAUUGAUAGUAGAUCCUGGACUUUACAUGUCGAAAAAGACUGACAUUUUCUGGGUUACACAACGGAGAGAAGUACCGACUGCAUUUAAGUUAUUUACAGGUUCUGCUUGGAUGGUUCAAUCACGUGCCUUUGUGGAAUACUGCGUGUGGGGUUGGGACAACCUUCCAAGAACCAUACUCAUGUACUACACCAACUUCCUUUCCUCUCCUGAGAGCUACUUCCAAACGGUCAUCUGCAAUGCGCCUGAGUUCGCACAGACAGCCAUCAAUCACGACCUGCACUACAUCUCAUGGGAUGUGCCACCGAGGCAGCACCCCCACACCCUCGGCGUCAAAGACAUGGCCAAGAUGAUAAGAAGCAAAGCCCCUUUUGCACGUAAGUUCAACCAAAGCGACCCAGUGUUGGACAUGAUCGAUGCCACACUCCUUGGCCGGAGAAAUGGGAGCUUCACCCCAGGUGGUUGGUGCACUGGUGACCCCCCAUGCUCAGGAACCAGAGAGUCGUAUCGCCUGCUGCCAGGUCCUGGAGCUCUUAGGCUGGCGAGCCUGAUGGAUAGGAUGGUCCGAUCAGGUUUGUAUAUCCAGCACCAGUGCAAAUAAAACGACACACUUCACAUA